Molecule: messenger RNA, 1582 nt
Organism: Coregonus sp. 'balchen'
Lineage: Eukaryota; Metazoa; Chordata; Actinopteri; Salmoniformes; Salmonidae
Source: the annotation of a GenBank genome assembly
AUGUCUAUGUGCGACGACACUCUGCUCUGCAACUACUCGAAGUGUCGGGUGAAGCUGUGUGGGUUCGCCUGGGUCACAGCCUGCUCACACGCCUUCUGUGACCAACAUGGAUCCGGAGAGUUCAGCCGCUCCCCGGCAAUAUGCCCGGCCUGCUCCUCUGCACUCUCGGGGAAGCUGGACAUCGUGCGCACUGAGCUGUCGCCUUCUGAGGAGUACAAGGCCAUGGUGCUGGCGGGACUGAGGCCAGAGACGGUGCUGGACAUAAGCGCCCGUGCCCUGGCUUUCUGGACCUACCAGGUCUGUCAGUGUGUUGCCUAUGACAUUCACAGUAUUGAAUUACACCAUUGUUUAUAUCAGGCCUGGUCCAGGAGACCCUCCGGGUGUGCGGGCUUUUGUUCCAGCCUGGUACUAACACACCUGAUUCUACUGCUCAAACCAAGCCUGCACACCCUGUGGGUCCCCAGGACAAGGGAUGAAGGACACAAUUCAAGAAAUGUGAGUGUCAAAUCUAUGUUAUACCAUCCCCUUCUCACAGUGUGUGUGCGUGUGUCCGACAUGCAUGUGUGUGUGUGUUGCAGGUGCACCAGGAGCAUAUGUUCCAGGAGUAUAGUCUGUCCCGGGCCGAGGGUCAGGUGAAACAGAUGGAGAAGGUGCUAACCCAGCAGAACCAGAGCAGAGAGCUGGAGCUCAACGCCAUGAGAGGGGAGGUCUCCUCACUGAAGAAGGUACCACCUUUACGUCACAUCAGACCCUGGAGUGGGCAAGCUUAGUCUCCCUUUGGGUGCAGGCUUUUGCUCCAUUUGUACACUAACACCUGAUUCAACUCAUCACAAUUAGUGCUGCUCGACUAGGAACAAAUGCCUUGCACCCAGCCACCCACUGUGGCCCUUCACCACCCGAAAUGAAUGCUCAGCUCUAACCAUAACCCAAAUCACUUUUAUUUAGCCUUCUUAUAUACACUCUACCUCGUUAUCACUCUCCAUCUCCUUGGUAUCCCUCUCAUGUCUCUUUCAGGUGAUGGAGGAGUACAAGAGGAAGUACAGUGAAGUGUCAGAGCGUCUGAUGGAGAGGAACAGGCAGUACCAGAAGCUACAGGGGCUCUAUGACUCGCUGAGGCUACGCAACAUGGUGGUGGGGGACAGAGAGGCACCACGCCAGCCAGGACCCCCCGACUUCAACACAGGUUAGAGAGUGGGAGUAGGAAGAAAGAGUGAGAAACAUGGGGAGAUGGGUCUGAAUCCUGAUUAGAGACACAUCUUGGAGUUCUGUCUGUGUAUGUCAUUAGGGAAUUUGCCUGAAAGUUUGAGUUCAGCCUGCUUGUCUUAACUCAGGACUUGCCUCUUAAACAAAAGGUAUAAAAGAGGCAUAGAGAAUACCAGUUCUGGAGAUUCAACCUCCUACCUGUUUCCCAGGGGUGGUCAGGCAGCCCUCUCCCCGGGGGAGUCCUCACUUCCUGUGCAUGGGGCCUGAGGGUGACAGCCGCCUUUUCUCCUCCCUGGAGCCCGAUGCUGGAGCCAAGACCUUCUUCCAGUUCAGCUCACCUGCCAGAGACAGGGGCCGGGCCUUACUCAAGAAAUACUGA